Rosa chinensis is the source of this 1351-nucleotide messenger RNA. Its product is annotated as WAT1-related protein At2g39510. Gene Ontology annotation, molecular function: transmembrane transporter activity. Bases 118 to 1188 code for a protein of 356 amino acids. NCBI's taxonomy places the organism in Eukaryota, Viridiplantae, Streptophyta, Magnoliopsida, Rosales, Rosaceae. The transcript has 6 exons. Gene Ontology annotation, cellular component: plasma membrane. The record is from RefSeq and is a predicted model, not a curated record.
CUGUGUUUCUGGAAAUAGCUACUAAUAUCCUCUUUUCCCGGCCCUCUUCUAUAUGAAUCAAGUUUUUGCUAGGCCAAGGCUGCAAGGGCUUGACAACAAUACAUAGAAGCAGUAAAAAUGUUUAUGGGGUUGAUCCGCCAGACAAAGCUUGUGUUAGCAGUGAUUUUGGUGCAGCUUGGGUAUGCUGGGCUUUCGAUAAUCUCUGUGUUUGCCCUAAAGAAGGGAAUGAGUCCUUACACAUUCAUCGUGUACCGAAUGGCCAUUGCCACUAUUGUUCUAGCUCCAUUUGCAUUCAUUUUGGAGAGGAAUUCAAGACCUCCGAUGACUUGGUCCAUCACUGGAAAGAUAAUGUUGCUGAGCCUUUUCGACCCUGUGCUUGACCAGAACCUCUACUACAUGGGAAUGAAGAAUUCGAGUGCAACGUUCACUUCUGCAAUGUGCAAUAUGCUGCCUGCUUUUGCAUUUUGUCUAGCCUGGAUUUUUAGGUUUGAGAAGGUUAGCCUUAAGAAACUGCACAGCAUAGCGAAGGUCAUGGGGACGAUCAUCACAGUUGGGGGAGCAAUAGUCUUGACUCUAGUUAGAGGUCCCUCAUUGUGUCUACCAUGGGCCAUUGAAGAACAAAUUGAUCCUCAUCAAUCUGCGCAAUGCUAUUCGGGUCAGGCAGACCUCGUGAAAGGAGCUCUAUUUAUCACAGGAGCUUGUUUCUGCUGGUCUUGGUUUGUCAUUUUGCAAGCGAUUACCUUAAGAUCCUACCCUUGUCAGCUCUCUCUCACAGCAAUGAUAUGCUUUUGGGGUAUGGUGGAAGGAGCAAUACUGGCUUUUGUAGUUGAAAGGGGACAUAGUGGAGUCUGGUCCAUACAAUUCAACAUCAAACUUGUAGCAGCAUUUUAUGGGGCAAUGCAAUCUGGUGUUGCUUAUUAUGUGAUGGGAAUGGUAGUGAAGGAAAAGGGACCUGUUUUUUACUCGGCUUUUAAUCCCUUGGCCACAGUAAUGGUUGCAAUCCUGGGUUCCUUUGUUUUAGCAGAACAAUUGUACCUUGGGAGUGUUAUUGGAGCAGCUGUAAUCAUCAUUGGUCUGUAUCUCGUUCUUUGGGGAAAAGCAAAGGACCAGUCUCCUCCAUCACAGAGCUGCAUGAUCGAUGAAGUAGCACCACUAACACAAAGAUUAAUAGAUGAUCAACAAUGUUAAGAGAUUUUAUGUCACUUCAAGCAUACGGUUGAUCCUCCAAAAUUCUGGCAAACCAGUUUGUUAGUAUUUUUUCUUUUUCCUCCUUUUGAAGUGAAAGGAUCACCUUUGUUUUGAUUAACUAUUCAUCAGCCAGCUUAAAGUAUUAACUAUUUUUAGUAAAAUU